AUGUCUAUCCAGCUGGUGGCAAUGUCCCAACUAGACGAGGCCUUGGGCAGUCAAGAUGACUGGACCGGUCUUACUGACGCCGCUUCCCGCAGAAAGAGACAGAACAGGCUUAAUGUGAGAGCAUACCGGAGACGCAAAGCGCUAGAGGCCCGGAACAAUCAAGCAGCCACCUCUACAGUCGAACAAAUUCCUGUUAAGGUCAAAGAUCCCACAGUUGCAUGCUGGGUCGAAGAUCAACAGACUAUAAUUAACAUACCCAUCUCUGUAGUAGACACUACAUUUGGCACUACACAGAAACCAUUACUAACCACCGCACACGAGAAUUCACUCACCCGUGCCGAACAAACACCACACAAGAUUAUUUUUCCCCUUUGCCCGGAUCACCUCAUUACUCUUCUUCAGUAUAAUGUAUUACGUGCUGGUAUUACCAACAGGAAACUUCUGUCCCCUGUCAUUACAGUGACGAGCUGCUCGUCAGACAGUCUUCAUGUCUUGCCUGAGCCAUCAUUACCGAACGCGCUUCCACCCUCUCUAUAUCCCACGCAUCUACAACGAACUAUACCCCAUGAAGACUGGGUUGAUAUAAUACCACAUCCACGCUGGCGAGAUAAUCUCAUUUUAGCUCUUGGAACAUUCGACGAGGACGAAUUGUGGUCAGAUACAAUUGGUGGCUUGUUUGAGGGUUUUCCGCAAUCAGAGAUAGAGCACCGUGGUGUAAUAGUGUGGUCACCACCAUGGGAUGUCAGUGGAUGGGAGAUCACGGAGGGAUUUUGGAAUAAGUGGAAAUGGUUGUUAACUGGCUGUGAAGAUAUGCUGGUGGCUACAAACUAUUGGAGAGCGAAAAGGGGAGAAUAUCCUCUUGUCUUUUAGGAGUUUCUCUAUUAAGGCUAUUUUAUGGAC
This is a messenger RNA of Talaromyces stipitatus ATCC 10500, 900 nucleotides long. RefSeq lists its product as uncharacterized. The record is from RefSeq and is a predicted model, not a curated record. The transcript has 3 exons. The coding region runs from base 1 to 870 and encodes 289 amino acids. Lineage: Eukaryota; Fungi; Ascomycota; Eurotiomycetes; Eurotiales; Trichocomaceae.